GAACACCACCUCAAGCAUUUACCUGUCAAAUAGAUACUGGCUCAUCUGAUUUAUGGGUACCUGACGUUUCGUGUGUUGGAUCAGGAUGCUCUGGCAAGCACAAAUUUUCGUCCAGUGACUCCACCUCGUAUGGGGGUGACGGUGUUCCUUGGAGCAUUUCUUAUGUCGAUGGGUCAUCCGCAUCAGGUGUGACAGCAACUGAUACAGUAAAAGUUGGUCAGUUCGUAUUAAAAGGUCAACAGUUUGCGAGGGCAACGAGCAUGAACGACGGCUUCCAAAGCCAGUCGUUCGAUGGCAUCAUAGGGUUAGGCGGACCUCAAACUGCUGUUGUUCCAGGGACAGUAACGCCAAUUCAAAACAUGAAAAAUCAAGGUUUUAUAAAGACCCGCUCAUUCGGUGUAUGGUUAGGCAAAGCAGCCGAGGGCGGCGAAGGAGAAAUCACUUUCGGCGCGUUCGAUCCUGCUCACAUAGUCGGCAAACUAACUUUAAUUCCUCUUGUGGGUGGAAGCUUUGACAGCACUGGGCUUUGGACGGUCAAAUUAAGCAAAAUAUCUGUUGGCG
This is a messenger RNA of Paraglomus occultum, 561 nucleotides long. The record is from the annotation of a GenBank genome assembly. NCBI's taxonomy places the organism in Eukaryota, Fungi, Glomeromycota, Glomeromycetes, Paraglomerales, Paraglomeraceae.